Diaporthe citri is the source of this 1827-nucleotide messenger RNA. RefSeq lists its product as uncharacterized. The coding region runs from base 1 to 1827 and encodes 608 amino acids. The record is from RefSeq and is a predicted model, not a curated record. NCBI's taxonomy places the organism in Eukaryota, Fungi, Ascomycota, Sordariomycetes, Diaporthales, Diaporthaceae. The transcript is spliced from 3 exons.
AUGCAUCCAACAAAGGGUCUGGACAGGCCCUAUAAGUAUGAACCACUGCCGGAACCGACAUGCAGGUAUCUAACUGCGUUCGAGCCCGGGGGGCUAGGGACAAGAGAGAUCGAGGUGCCUCACACGACAUACAUCAGGCUCGCCACUCUAGAGCCCGCCACCCAGCCGCAGGACGAUCUCGUGAUCCGCCUUGACACCGUUCCCUUCAAUGCCCCUUUCAGCGACUCCGAUUACGACGACCCAACCCUGACGGUCUGGCAUGACGUCCGCGCCAUCCGCGGAGAGGACCAGCCGCCGCCUGAGUACGAGGCUCUGAGCUACGCCUGGGGCUCCGAGGCGGAUCCCGCCCGUGUGCGAGUCCGGAGCCGAAGCCACAAACCUGGCUCCGACAGCUACUACCUGUCCAUAACGCGCAAUUUAGACGACGCCUUGCGCGCAUUGCGGAAUUAUCAUCUCGCUGCCGAGGACCCCGAGAGCGCUGUUGCAUCCAAUUUAUCACGCGUCCUAUGGAUUGACGCCAUCUGCAUCGACCAGGCCAAUGCUGCAGAGAAGGGCCCUCAGGUCGCGAUGAUGGGGAGUAUCUACCAGUCCGCCAGCCGGGUUGUUGCGUGGCUGGGUCCCGCGGACGAGACCUCACACCGCGCCAUGCGCUUUAUGUGCUCCGUCGGCCUGCAGGUCAACGUGUCGUUCCGCGGGUCAGAGCUCUCGCCCGCCCCAGGCGCCGCCCAUCCGGCCCUGGGGGACAUCCAGGCGCCGCUUUUUGAGACCCAUGACCACGACAUGAUCCCGUGCCUGACUGCCUUGUUCGAGCGUGCGUGGUUUUGCCGCCUUUGGGUGGUGCAAGAAAUCCUCCUCGGAAAUCCCUUGCGAACGAUCGUGCUGUGUGGGCCUCAUGACGCUGUGCCGUGGUCCUUAUUUCGCAAGGCCAUCGCUGUGGAUAACACGGCAUAUCUGUCGCGUCUGCGCUACGACUUUGGCGGGCUCGCAUGUAAGGACCCUCGCGACAGGAUCUACGCCGUGAUGAAUUUGCUGGGGCCUCUCGAGCGGCGACAUCUGUGUAUCCGCCCAGACUACGCAAAGCCCGUCGCGAAGGUGUAUAGGGAACUGGUGAGACGGGCGAUCGGCGUUCUGGGUGAUUUAUCGAUCCUGGAGGAGUGCGAGGCGAGUGCGGAGGGCGACAGGUCAUUGCCAAGCUGGGUACCAAACUGGGCUUGCCAGCCUGCAUCUCGCGGGCCAAAACAGGGAGUACCAUUCGCCUCGGCACAGCUUGGGGGCUGGACCGCAAGCAAGGACAGUAUUUUGGACGACAGCAGCGACAUUCUGACUCUGGCCGGAGUCAGCGUCUCGACGAUCCAGCAUAUUGGAACAUGUUACCCUGAUGAUAUCGACAUCAGUGACGAGAUUCGCGUCGCCCAGAUGCUUUUCCAGGAAGGGCUGUGGGAGCACGACCCGCUGGGGGAGCACGACCGGCUGUGGGGCGUUCCUCUGUGCGAAUGGGUGCGCACCUUGUUGACCGGGGAGGUCGCCGAGGCCUUGUCUCCUCCACCGCAAUGGGCUCCCACGAUGAAAGAGGGUAUAGAGACACUCCGGGUCAUGCUCGCUGCAGGAACCAAAACACCAUCUGGAUGUACUUUCGAUAAAGCCAAUUGGGCAUCCAGGAGGAGUGUCAGGUUCCUCAAGAAUGCUGGAAAUCGAGCUGCUGGGCGGCGCAUAUGCAAAGACUCACGGGGAUCACUCGUCUUGGCCCCACGACUGAUGGAACUGCAUUUCUGGGUCCCGUGCCCCCUGGAAUUCGAAUCGUCCUCGACCCUCGAACAUCCAAAAUGA